Gadus chalcogrammus (walleye pollock) is the source of this 3523-nucleotide messenger RNA. RefSeq names its product RNA binding motif protein 45 (gene rbm45). Gene Ontology annotation, molecular function: RNA binding. The coding region runs from base 70 to 1512 and encodes 480 amino acids. NCBI's taxonomy places the organism in Eukaryota, Metazoa, Chordata, Actinopteri, Gadiformes, Gadidae. The record is from RefSeq and is a predicted model, not a curated record. The transcript has 11 exons.
AAUAAACCCUGAAAAAAAGUAGAAGAAGAAGCAGAAGAAGAAGGAGAAGAAGAGAAACAGGCCGCAGAAAUGGAAGACUUCGCUUCAAAGCAGGUGACUGAAAACCUCGAUGAACCGCCCAACAGCCGACUGUUCAUCGUCACAUGUCGGUCCAUGUCCGAGGAUGUGAUAAAGGACACAUUCGCCGUGUUCGGGGACAUCCAGGCGGUUUGGGUGGUGAAGGACAAGCAGACCAAGGAGUCGAAAGGCGUCUCCUAUGUGAAGUUCGCCAAGUCCUCCCAGGCCUGCCUGGCCAUGGAGGAAAUGCACGGAAAAGUCGUGAUCGAGGGAACUAAACCCAUAAAGGUGUUUAUUGCCCAGUCCAGGUCAUCUGGAAGACACCGGGACGUUGAGGAUGAGGAGCUGACCAGGAUCUUCGUCAUGAUCCCUAAAACCUUCACGGAAGAUGACCUGAAGGAAACGUUUAAAGAGUACGGCGAUAUUGAGUAUUGUGUCAUCAUAAAGAAUAAGUUCACUGGAGAAAGUAAAGGUCUGGGCUAUGUCAGAUACUACAAGCCAUCCCAGGCGGCCAUGGCCAUAGAAAAUUGUGACCGAGGUUACAGGGCCAUCCUGGCUGAACCCCGCAGCAAAACAAACUCUGCCGAAGGAGAGUACGCUGGAGGAGGAGGCGGAGGAGGAGGAGGAGGCGCCGGCGCCGGCGCCAGGUUUGACCAACACGGGGGCGACAACAUGAACCCCUACCCAUUCGCCCCCAUGGGAGCUGACCCCGGCAACUACCAAAUGGCAGACUACCGCUCCAGUGAUGUCAUGACCCGCUGCCUGAUGCUGUCGUCGCGGGCGGCGGUCACCCAGGAGCAGGUGUACGCUCUGUUCGACAUCAUCCCCGGCAUGGACUACUGCGAGCUGCAGAGAGACGCCUACGGCCUCAGCAAAGGUCACGCUGUUAUUCGCUACAAUAAUCUUGGCUCGGCGGUCUAUGCCAAAGAGAAACUCAGUGGAUUUGAGUAUCCCCCCGGCAACCGGCUGGCGUUGUCCUUCAUCGAUGAUGGAGACGAUCGCAACAGCCCUGUAGGCAGAAUGGCCAUGCAGUUUGUGGCUGCUCAGAUGAUGUCCACGCUCUGGAACGGUCCCUCUGGCAACCAGUUACUGAAAACCGCCACGAGCUUCCCUGGAGCCCCUGCAGCGCCACGCAUCCAGGCGGACCUCUCUUUGCCCGCCAUAAAGAAACUGGCACCCCAGGACAGCAAGGUGAAGGAGCGCUUGUUCGUGGUGUUCAGCCCCUCCCCUCUGUCCAUGGACGUCCUCGAAGAUGUCUUUUGUCGAUACGGCUCUCUAAUCGAGGUUCAUCUGGUCCCUGGGAGGAAGGUUGGAUACAUGAAGUAUGCUGACAAACAGUGUGCGGACGAUGCCAUGGCGGCGCUCCAUGGCCACAUGGUGAACGGCGUGAGGAUGAAGGUGAUGCUGGCCGACCCCCCAAGAGAGGAGUCGCACAAACGGCCCCGCACCUACUAGGACACUCUCCUGCUCCAGCUCAUAGCCUGAGGAGACUGUUGUCAUGACACAGUGACACACCUGACCUGACCGACCGACACCUGGACCUUCUCCUGACCCGACCUUUGACCUCUGUCUGACCAUUUCCAGUGACCUGUCAUGUCAUACCUAGGCUGUGACAUAUCUGUGACCAAAGCCAACGUUUUUUUGUGAGACGAUUCACACGUUGUGCUCAAAGACUCAUGUUAUUAGAACUAGAAGACUAGAGAACAGGGUCUCGACUUACCCCACUACCAGAGUAAUUAAUCCAUAACAAAUGUUCAGAUCAAGUUAGCGGUGCACAGAACUACUUACUCAUAAAUUGCCGUAUCUUUAUUGGUAAAAUAAAGUAUUUCAAAAGAAUGAUUUUAAGUUUACAAACUUUGUUUGUAAAGGUGUAGUGUAUAUACUCUAAAUUACAUCAUUUUAGGAGUUUGAGUUGUGUUCAAUUUUAGUUCAGAUGAAUGUUUUACAAGUCUUCUCGUUUAGUUUUGAAGGUAUGUUCUUGCAAAAUAAACAGAUAACCCUUACCUGCUUGUCCGGUCAUAUUUUUUUGUUAUACACACUUGAAAAGGAACAAUUCCAUGCAGACUUCCAGUAUUCAUUAAACAGCCACCCACAUCAAAUAUUGAGAGCCCUGCUGUUUAUUUACUGUGGCUUUCUCCAGUGAAGACCCAUUACUGAACAUGAGAAACAGUGAUAUGAAUGAUGAUAUACUUACCUUAAUAAAAUGCUAAAAAGAUAUUUAUUUUUUAGAUAUGCAGUACACUGAGUUGCACUAAAUGGAAUGAGCCAUGGUUGUAUAUCCGGACAGUAGAUGCUGGUAGCUAGUCAAGCACAAUUCCCGAAUGACAGUCAUGGUUGAACGGUAUUUGCACUUAAUCUUCAUGUGGGAAAAGGCUGACUUUCAUUAGUAGAGCCAAAUAAUGCAGUUAAGGCACAUUUCCUGUUAGAAUACUUUUCCUUUAAGUUUGAAAAUUGACUGAGCCUUAUCAUCUUGUACUAUAUAAAUAUUCAACCCUGCAGAUGUGUUCAGGUGAUGUGCUGCAUUUUGAAUCAACCUCAACAUCUAUCCUACAUGGGUAGCACAUAUGUAGCGAUUGGCUUGAGUAAAGCAAAGUCUUAACAGUUUGUCAAAUACCAAAUACGAAACAUGGGGAAUGUGAUCUAGGGAAAAGUCUUGUGCCAGAGCCAAAGAUUGAUUGUGUUGAAAGUCUUGAACACUUUGAUUAAGAAAACAAGGUUUGCCCAAAAUUUAAAAUGAAAUUGAAAUUAAUCCCACACAUUAAAUGUACAAUCUUUAUUUUUUUUUCUAGCUUGUAAUUCAUGAGCACGCUUAUUUACAAUGUUGGGCUGGUCAACAGUGACAUUUGUAAUUUGUUCCACUACAUGCCAUGGAUAACGUUUAGUUUCCAAAACUGCACUUCAAUUAAUCAAGGAUUCGAAAAGAAAUUAAAUAGCGAAGAUUCAAGAAUCAGUUUAACAUUUCCAAUUAUUUUUAAAGCUUUAUUCCUAUUUUCAAAAAUAGAAUUCAAACCAAGUUUGUCAAUAUUCAUUACAUCCUGGGAGUGGCUUGUUAACAAGUAGUAAAGCACAUCCACUACAUAACUCAAGUCACCUUCAAUUGUCCAAUUAAAAUCAAUAAAAGCUACAGUCAAGAGCGAUUAUUUGAUAAUCUGGCUGGCCUUUGUACACCCCAAUCAGUCCAACUUUUGCAAUAAAGCCAAGUUGUUUAAUGGUUUGGGAGACAUGGGUCAGGAGACCAGCUGCUGGGAAACAAAGACAGGGCCGAGACGGGAUGUCAUCAUACAAUCAGGCUUUAUUGGAGUCUCUGAAUUUAAAAUUACUGGAACAUUGUCAAGUGCAUGUGGUGGCACUCCCUACUAACUUCCUGUUUGUACCCGGUCAGUCCAAUUGUUAUCCUCAAUUAAGUCAGUCCGUCUAGUGAUACAAUGUGGUCGUUGUGCACCUGUCCCCGUCAGUCAGUCCCAUG